Molecule: messenger RNA, 3459 nt
Organism: Torulaspora delbrueckii
Lineage: Eukaryota; Fungi; Ascomycota; Saccharomycetes; Saccharomycetales; Saccharomycetaceae
Gene: URB2
Product: ribosome biogenesis protein URB2
Exons: 1
Coding region: 1-3459 (1152 amino acids)
Biological process (GO): ribosome biogenesis
Cellular component (GO): nucleolus
Source: RefSeq, a predicted model, not a curated record
AUGGAACUGCCACGAUCGACCGAGGCCUUGACCAAAUUACUCCGGUCGAAGGAGAUAACUACGGGUCAGAUUUAUGAUAUAGUUCGCCAAUUUGAUCAUCUCGAUCUGUACUUCCCUAACAGAGAAAACUUUAUCCUAGAGCUUUUAAUCGAUAGAUGGAAUGAUCAGAAGCUGGUAGAGUUCAAGAAAGACCACAAGAUGUGGGAAUUGUUCAAUGAUAUGUGGAUUGGACUCGGAGAUGAUGUGAUACUGAAAAAAAUGUUCAAGAGGUUGAGGUUUGUGCCACACUUGAUCAAGUCGUUGGAGUUAGUGGAUAUUGAUGUUAUUGAAUUCUUAAAGGCCUUGAAGCAGACUUGCUCCUUGAUUAACUCCAUUGUCACCGUCGAUGUUUCGGUCGAGAAUGCAAACUCGAUACUUGGGAAAGCAGUCAAAUUGGUCUCACAAAUGGAAGUCGACUGCACGUUUAGGAGCCAAUUUUUGGAAGAGAUUCAGAUUUUAGCGGACCUGCGGAACAUACCAGAGGUAUCCACAAAAUUAUCAAACAGUUACUGUGAUGAAGUACUCUUGCCAUCCCUCAAAUACACCUGCAAAUUCGAAAAUGAGACCUACGAUCCUACCAUAGAGUCUUUGGCCAAGCUUUUAGAAUUCUUUGUAUUUUCUCCUGCAGUUGACACAGUUAAACUACUAACCAAAUUUGCUGAUACUUACGGCAACGAACUACGUGUGGAUGAUACAUUGAUUCUUUUCAAAAAAUCUAUCUCCUUCAUGUCAAAGGAGAAUUUUUUGCAGCUAGAAAAGGUUUUCACCAUAAUGACUAAACUGCAUCCAGAGCUUUCACCUACGUUGCUGAAGGAACUUUCUCUUUCAAAGAAGACAAUGUCAAGAGAGUUCCUCGAUAAUCUUUUUGAUGAGGCACUUAUUGCAUUUAAAGGUCAACAGGAUCCCUCUAAUUUGUGGCAAAUGAUCUUUCACAUCCUUGAUCUCGACAUAGAAGUUGGUAUUGAUAAUAAUGACAGAUUACUGGACUUAAUUACUGGGGAAAAAGAUCGAAAUUUUGAAUGGACUGUCAAAUUAUGGACAAAACUAAUAAGUUGUCAUUCUGAUGCAAGAGAGUUGCCACAGUUCUUGGAAAAAUUGGAAGUCUAUUGUAGGGAAAACGGAAAGUCUUCACAUUUUUUACUCACAGAUAAAGAUUUUACUGAAGCCGUUUCAACCCGAUCAGCUUCCUUUUCGAUCUCUCAGUAUAAAACUGCGGUAUCAAAACUUUUGGAUGAGUUGGAGGCGGAUAGUGAAGACUUGAUCAGUCUUUUCUUACUAAAAAUGUUGUUGCAGGGCUUAACAAAAUUGCCCAACGCAUCUGUUAACGAUGUGAAAGGACCACUAAAAACGGUAUUCAAGCUCAAGGGUGGUAAAAACCAGUCGCAGUUUUGGCAAAUUCGAUAUCUCAUCAUGGAGGUAUUUGACGAUAUCCUUCCAGAUGAAAUUCUUGGCUCAUCAGAAAAUGAAAUCCAAACAUCGAUUGUGAAUAACGAAAGUCCUAUGGAUUUACUAUACUACUUUUUCAAGCUCAGAGAGUACAAAGUUUUUGAUUUAACACCAAUUGUUAAUGUUUUCAUGGGAAAUGUCCGUCAAUUGGCUCCCGAACAGCAAUCUCAGGUUUUGGCUAAUGUAUUCACGAACUGGAGCACCAUUAUAAACUCACUCUUUCCAAGCAAUGAGAUACAGUACCUCGCUGAAUUACUGUGCACUAAUCGCAACAUUCACAUCCUCGAGAAUCUUUUUAAUGACGAUGAUAUUUUUGAAGAAAGUAACGUCAUGCGUUUCAUUGUUUCCAGACUAUUCAACUCAUAUAAUGAUGAAAAGGUGGCCAGAUUAAUUUUGACUAUACCAAUACAAUGCAUUAAUAAGACAAUUAGAGUUGAACUGAUCAAUGGCAUCAGUGAUAAAGCACCUCUAACUGACUUAGAUUUGUCGGUUAUGGUUCACCUACUAGAAAACCCCACUUUCAAGUCUGACAUUGAAAGCAAUUGGAAAAGUUUAGCAUCAUUCAUGGAUCGCAAUAUGCUAGAAUUCACGUAUGAACAGCCAGUUUUUGAGACAAUAUGGAACAACCACUUAUCUCAGAGAAAAGAAGCUGUCAGUCAGGAAUUUCUAAAAGAUGGAAUUGCAAGUUUGAGUGCUAAACUGGAGAAGAACGGGUUGGAUUUAGCUAUUAUGAAGAUGGCGUUUCUAGUUAUAAAGAUCGGCGGCAAGGGUGAGAACAAAGAUUUGAGGAACAAAUACAGUCAAAGAGUGUUAGAGCUUAUUGUAGGCGAAUAUGUUGAUACUAAAGAUGUCAAGAUUUCGUCGUGGUUAUUACGCACCUUAUACUAUGUCAUUGACCGUGAUCAGAUAGACUCUCCUAAAGUGACUGCAAUCCUUUCGGCCUUCAUAAAGGAUCUAGGAAGUGCAAUAAGAGAGGCAGACCAAGAUUUACUGGCAAGUGUAUUCUUAUUGUUCUCGGCCUUGUACGAUGAUAAACUCGAGUACAUAUUCGCCCACUACAUGGUUCUGCGAGAGGCGAGUGUUGACGCUAUCCUGUUAAAACCUGGUCUUGAAGCAGUAAUACGAAGAUCGCUUGAGGGUGGAACUGAAGAUUUCAACCAUGCGCUUUACCUCACCAUAUCAUCUUUCGAACUCUGUACGCCUGUUUACGCCGAAGGUCUGCUUGAGUUAUACCAGGUCCAACUCGAACAUCUGGGCAGAGACAAUGUUGUCGGAUCUCGCCUCUUCGUCAAGUCGCUGUCUGCUUUCUACACAAACUCUUCCAAGUUUGAAUGUGCGAGAAAUAGCAUACUUCAGACUUUACAGUGCAUAAAUGGUCUAUUAACCUCAAAGUCAUGGAUAUUCUCGCAGUAUUGCGUCGAGAUGCUUUUUCCAAUGUGUUUGAAAUUGAGCUUGAAUUCUAUAAGAGCCGCUGAAGGGAGUGAUGAGUUUUUCAUAUCAACAACGAAGCUAAUUUCCAACAUUCUCUUCAAUCAUCGAAUGAAGUUGUCAAAUCGUCACCAUCUUGUCAUUGCAUUAAUUUCCGAGUACCUUGAAUUAUUAUCCAAUCAUGAGGUUACUAAGCUAUCAAGCAGCUCGUCAAGAUCACUCUCAAGACUGAUAAUUAAUUUCUGCGAGCCUGUCAGUGGUCCUGUGAAAGGCAAAAAUACACUAAACUCUAAAGUUAGUAUGCUCAAAAGCUCUUUGCGGAAACAUGUUCCCAUACUACUCAUCAAAUAUGUGCAUUUGUCAAUUAGCUCUCCUUUUGAGCCAAGUUCUCGUACUGAAUUGACGACUGCGAUGUACUCAAUAUUUGAUCUACUGUCCCAGAAUGAGCUUGGUCUGGUUAAUGCAGCCUUAGACAACGCUGGGAGACAAUACCUCAAAGGCCUAUACGCAGAUUACAGAAAGACAGGAAGGUGGCAUGCAGACUAA